ACGAUACUGUGUUGUUUCUGUACGUUUGCGUCAGUCGUGCGGUUCAUACUCGAUCGAGGUGAUUCGUGAAAGGCGUCGUUGCAUUAAAGCAGGAAUAAUCAGGAUACGAAAGUUAUAAACGCAGCUAAAGCGUAUUCGCACUCAUGGCACGUACUAAGCAGACGGCUCGUAAAUCAACGGGUGGAAAAGCACCCAGGAAGCAACUCGCCACCAAAGCGGCGCGUAAAAGCGCGCCGUCCACUGGAGGCGUCAAGAAACCUCACCGUUACAGGCCUGGUACUGUAGCUCUGAGAGAAAUCCGAAGAUAUCAAAAGUCAACGGAGUUGCUCAUCAGGAAAUUACCUUUCCAACGUCUGGUUCGUGAAAUCGCUCAGGAUUUCAAGACCGAUCUGCGUUUUCAAAGCGCUGCAAUCGGAGCUCUGCAAGAAGCAUCGGAAGCGUAUCUGGUCGGCCUGUUCGAAGACACGAAUUUGUGCGCCAUUCACGCCAAACGUGUCACGAUCAUGCCAAAAGAUAUACAGCUCGCGCGACGAAUUCGCGGUGAACGCGCUUAAAUCAUUCGCGAUUACGCGAAGCAUUCUCACUUUAUUAUCAUUUGGACAUUGUAUGUUUCUGAACGAUCUAAAAACUUUUUGACUCUCUUCCGUGUAUGUUUAUCAUAGUUAACACACUGCCAACCACUGUAAUAGAAGCAUCAGAAAGACACGAAGAAUAAGUGAGUCUUAGACUUUAUAAUUCGAUGAAAUAUGAUCAUGAUUCAUACAAUGAGGAGGAUCUAAAGAUUAAAGAAAGUGAUAAUAUAUUUGUUCGUAAUCAAAGAGAAGUCAAAAUUAUUAUUAGAUUUUUAUGUUUGGGUAUCUAGCAAAAAUAAUAACAUGCAACAAUAUUUUAUAUAGAUCUCGUGUGUAUUUUUUCUUUUUAUAGAGUACAAGAUAUUAAUGAUUUACUCUAGAACAUUAAUCAUCUUGCUUUAUGGGGGCUGGCAACUUUCAUUCAAAUGUAAUUCUUUACGUACAAAAAUUUUUAUUACUGAUACAUUAACAAUAUGUACUUUCAUAUAAAGGGAUAUAUCUACAUGUCAAGAAGUUAUAGGGCAGAAACAAGUAGUUUAUUAGUUGUUUAUUGAUAAUACUAUGCCACAUAUAGUUCGAUUUGCAUUUAGUCCUCACACAUUAGAAUUUUAAAAAUUUGUCUGUAGUUGAUAUCUUAUAUAUACGUACAUAUAUAUAUAUGUAUAUAUGUGUAUAUAUGUAUAUGUAAGUAUAUGUAAGUAUAUGUAAGCUUAGGAAAAAUAAGUAAGUGUUUUAUGUAACCCUAAGAAAUUCAUUAAUAAACAUAUAAAUACACAUCAAUAAUACGUUACUGAAAGCGCGACAAGAGGUCUGCAGCUGGUAUUUUACAAGACUAUAUUUUAUUCGCAGAGAUUUAUAUAUCAGACUAUACACUUGAUUAGAGUACAAAAAAUGCGAUUUAUUUUAACAUUUAUUUCGUUACAAAUCGAUGCUGUUUAUUAGUUACUCGAGAACUUUUUGUUUCGAGUGCAGCCCUCUUCUUGAGUUUGCAAUUGUAGAUUAUAAGUAUCGUAACUAUACUAUCCUUAUACAAGAUAUGUAAUUGUAACAUUAUCGUUGCAAAAUACAUUUUCUAAUAGAUGUAAUGAAA
Molecule: messenger RNA, 1662 nt
Organism: Pogonomyrmex barbatus (red harvester ant)
Lineage: Eukaryota; Metazoa; Arthropoda; Insecta; Hymenoptera; Formicidae
Product: histone H3.3A
Cellular component (GO): nucleosome
Molecular function (GO): protein heterodimerization activity; structural constituent of chromatin; DNA binding
Source: RefSeq, a predicted model, not a curated record